AUGGAAGUCAAGACAAGGGGUUUGACACCAACUCCUUCGGGUGCACAAUGGUCACCGGAAAGUGUCGCCGUGGGAUCUUUCCCACAUGCCGCUGCCGUGCAUAGCUGGAAUGCGGCAUAUGGAUUCCAUACCUCCGUUGAUCCAAAUUGGCGCGAUUCCUCUAUGAGCCCAUCUCCUCCACAACCGACCUUUUUCGAUAACCCGUUCGUUCAACCCGAGGACGAGGUUUGGAAUACAUUUACCAACCUCGGUUCACCUGGUUCGGCUGUUUCCGAUACCUCCAGCCCCGGUGUGCUUCUGCCCGGCUUCAUUCAGCCUCUUCCAAUGAUGAUGAAUCCAACCACGAUUGAAUACCUGUAUGUAAAUGACGUGUUCAAUGUUCCGAGUGUUCAGCUGCAGAAUGCACUACUCCAAGCAUUCGUCGACUUUGUCUUCCCAAGCAUGCCCAUUCUCGAUUGGUCCGCUUUUAUCAAUGCAAUUUGCAACCGAGACCACGACCAUGGCUCUAUCAGCCUGUUUCUAUUCUAUGCGAUGAUGGUGGCGGCAACUACCUUUGUGGACCUGGGUCAACUUCAAGAAGCUGGCUAUUCGAGUCGACAAGAGGCCCAAGAAGCCUUUUACACCAAAGCCAAACUUUUAUACCAAUCCGAAUACGAACCAAACACAAUCACCGUGGUCCAGGCCCUUUUGUUCAUGACAUUUAGACUCGAGACAGCAGAUGGCGACGACAGUCGAUACUGGUGUUCAAUUGCAACAUCAACAGCGCAGUCCAUCGGUCUAUUCCGAGACAUAUCCGGUGCCACAAAUGUCCGAAUCAAUCCCAAAUUCUGGAAAAGACUCGCUUGGGCUUGCUACACUACCGACUCUCACAUCGCGCUCAGACUGCGAUGCCAACCAAUAAUUCAUACCUCGGCCUUUUGCCACCCAAUCUUAACAGAAGACGACUUCGAAAUCUACAAUCUCUCUCCAGAAGUCCUAGUGCAAACCCUUGGACACCCGCUAUCGCACAGCCUCAACACCCAACGAGAUCUAGCAUUAAUGUGCAUCGCAAACACACAACUAUGCGUCUCCAUACUCGAGGUGCUUGACGUACAAGGCAAGGGACGCACGCGCCAAGACUCAUUUGCAUCACUAUCAUCACACAUCAGCACCGACACAGCCGAUCACAGUGCUAGAGUCUCAGCUGUCGAACUCAAAUUGGCAGAAUGGGCCAGCACAUUCCCCUCCUCCAUGCAGACUUACUCCUUCGAAACAAGCAACACCCAGGAAGAGAAUGUUCUCUCUUUACAGCGAAACCUCCUCCACAUGCAAUUCUACACCACCAUCGCCGUAUUCUAUCAAUCACAGCCCUUGCCUUCCUCAACAUUCUGUGUCCAAUACGCUGCGCAACAAAUUACUCAGAUCGCCUCGGAACUUUACCAGAAAAAACUUCAUCGGCGAUUACCCAUCGUCGGUGUGACAGCAAUUCUCGUUGCGCUGAUUAUUCAUAUUCCCGGGACUAAGAAAGUUGAUCCACAGGAGAGAGCGCAAGCGUAUCAGAACUUCCAUCUUGGGCUGGAGGUUAUGACGGACUUGCAGGAUGUUUAUCAGGAGGCUAAUCAUAUCACAACAUGGGCGUUUAGAAUUAUGGACAAUGCUCCUGAGGUUGCGUUCUCUGGUCCACAGCAGCUUGAUUCUUUGCCCAUGAGUGUGACGCAGGUUAUGUGA
Messenger RNA from Penicillium verhagenii, 1707 nucleotides. RefSeq names its product fungal specific transcription factor domain-containing protein. The transcript has 3 exons. Gene Ontology annotation, molecular function: zinc ion binding; DNA binding. NCBI's taxonomy places the organism in Eukaryota, Fungi, Ascomycota, Eurotiomycetes, Eurotiales, Aspergillaceae. Gene Ontology annotation, biological process: DNA-templated transcription. The record is from RefSeq and is a predicted model, not a curated record. The coding region runs from base 1 to 1707 and encodes 568 amino acids.